AGCUCGUCUACUUCGGCCUGGACUGGAGUUAGCGUUACCACGCUAGAUUGCUCUGCGUUCUGCUUUGAACCUCGCGAUCGCGUCAUCAUCGUCGUUGCACGCAAACAGCGUCAACUAUUAAAGGUGCGACAAACGAAACUGGAGAAGUUAGUCGCUCGGAUAGCAUCUUAGGAAGAAAGCUAAAUGCCUUUUUGGCUAUGAGAGAUCGGAAGUCAUGGGGGGUCGACACCGGGUGACCGCCUUCUCGCUUCUCACACUCGUGUUGUUGUUGUGGCUGGUUUCUGGACGGAGCUGCGGCCAACCUUUACGAAAAUGUGCUGGCAACAAGCCAUGCCAGUCCCCGCGACCUCCAGUGGUCCUCGUUCCAGGGGACCUGGGCAACCAGUUGGAGGCGAAGCUGGAUAAACCCAGCGUGGUUCAUUAUAUUUGUUACAAGAAGACGGAUACCUUCUUCACUUUGUGGCUCAACCUGGAGCAGCUCGUACCUGUUGCUAUUGAUUGCUGGAUGGACAACAUAAGGCUGAUCUACAACAGGACCACACACACUACCUCAUCACCACCCGGGGUGAACAUCACCGUACCGGGAUUCGGCCAGACGUACUCACUGGAGUAUCUGGACCCCAGUAAACGCAGUGUGGGUAUGUAUUUCUUUAACAUCGCUCAGGCAUUGGUGGACUGGGGCUACACUCGAGGUGACGAUGUGAGAGGAGCUCCGUAUGAUUGGAGAAAAGCACCCAAUGAGAACAAGGACUACUUCCUGGCAUUACAGCAGAUGAUUGAGGAAAUGGCAACGAAUGCGGGCCGGCCCGUGGUUUUGAUCGCUCACAGUAUGGGCAACAUGUACAUGUUGUACUUCCUCAACCAGCAGCCGCAAGCCUGGAAAGACAAAUACAUUAAAGCGUUCAUCGCUCUGGGAGCGCCGUGGGCCGGCGUGGCCAAGACAUUACGUGUGAUCACCUCUGGCGACAAUAAUGGCAUCCCAGUCAUCAGGCCACUGAAGAUCCGCUCUCAGCAACGUACGGCCGUGUCCACCUCUUGGCUCCUUCCCUAUUCCCACACCUGGCCUAAGGAUAAGGUUUUGAUCCAGACGCCCACAACCAACUAUACCGUGAUGGACUACCAGCGACUUUAUUCUGACCUUGAUUUCAAGGAUGGCUGGCUGAUGCGUCAAGACACGGAGUCUCUGCUUUUCGACCUCACGCCGCCUGGCGUGGCCGUCCACUGCUUGUACGGCUCCGGCAUUCCCACGUCGGAAGCCUUCCAGUACACCUCCAAGUUCCCCGACGUGGAUCCCACGGUGGUGAUGGGCGACGGCGACGGGACGGUCAACCUGCUGAGCGCCACCCAGUGCAAACGCUGGGUGAGGCGGCAGAAACAAUCUGUGACUUUGCAAGAGCUUCCCGGGAAUGAGCAUGUCAACAUGCUGCUCAACGUCUCCACUGUGGCCUAUAUCAAGAAGGUGCUGUUCUAGACUACGACGGAAAGAUGCCCCCCCCCCCCCCCCCCGCCCCCUUCCCUGACCCUCCAACAUACAGAAAACUGCCUCGGUCAGUUGAUCUCUUCAACGUACCAUUAAUGCUGCUUUGGUUUUUGCCCUCCAAAAUGCUUGGCCGAAGAUGCGACGCUGCCAAAUGGAAAGACGCAGCAGCUGUUUUGACACCUCUAACAUAAAUAACUAUUACUAUGAAUAUCGAAUGAACUAUGUUUUCAAAUGACUACUGCACAAGUGUUUAUUGUGAGCUUUUUUUAAUUCAAGCAUAUUUAAAUUAAUUUUAUACAGUUGGUGUCAGAAUGUUUAUGGAUAAAAUUAUAUUCUUAGCUGUCCAAGAAUCCAAGACAUCAAAGUCAUUGUAAAGACGCAAAGUAGGGUAUGUGGAUCUACAGUAUAUACGUUAGUCACUCAAAUUUUCAUUUUGGAUUUAGUAAACCCAUAUUUUUCACCUUUCCCUCAUAUGUUUGAGCUCCUUCGCUAUCCCAAAUUAGAAUAUUUUGUAUGAAAAUCAACUAGCGUGGUCCAGUGCUUAGUGCUUCGACCUCACACUGCAGAGAUAAUGGGUUCAAUUCCAGCUCUGGCCUUCCUGUGUGUAGUUUGCAUUUUCUCCCCGGGCCUGCGUGGAUUUUCUCCGGGUACUCCGGUUUCCUCCCACAUUCCAAAACCAUGUAUGGGAGGCUGAUAGAACACUCUAAAUUGUCCCUAGGUAUGCGUGUGGGCGUGAUUGGUUGUUUGUCUCUGUGUGCCUUGCGAUUGGCUGGCAACCGGUUCAGGGUGUCCCCUGCCUACUGCCCGAAGAUGGCUGGGAUAGGCUCCAGCACCCCCCACUGCCCUUGUGAUGAUAAAUCGGAUCAGAAAAUGGAUGGAUGGAUUAAAAUCAACUAUCAAUGGUGAGAAGUCAAUUACCGGUAGGUAAUUUUUUUUAGUUGUUUAAAUUUAGAUAAGUCUGAAUUCUAAUUUAUGUUUAAGAUCCAACAAGAAAAAGGUACAACAACUUAAAUCAGGGAUUGAUGUUAUCAAUACUUUUCUGCAAUUAACCAAACAUGUUGAAAAGAUGACCUCAACCUUGUGAUGGGGUGAAUUGGCAUAUCACAACAUGUUUUCUUUUGCUGUUGUGUUUGUGAUGACUCUUCAGGUUCCAACUCCUUCUUAUAUUUAACCAGGAUGACGCUGGUUUAUGAUUAUUUUUUUUAUGUUGUCAUAUUUUAUAUAUAUAUACAUAUACACACAGACACACAUUGUCAUGUUACCAUUGUCAUUUUCUCCAGUGCCAAAUUUAUACUGCUCCCUGUACACUUUAAAAAGACUUAAUAUUUGCUUUGGUUUGUUAAAAUAACUGUUUACCCAUUUUUUUUAUCUGUAUGGGAAUUGUUGUGACAGAACACAGCAUGCUGGUCUUUUUUGUUGAAAGUUAUCAUCCCCGAUAUCUUUAUAUUAUUAUAAAUAUAUAUAAUUAAUAUAUAUAUAUAUAUUUUUUUUUUUUCAGGGACGCCAUGUAUCACAAUAAUAUUCCUUUUCUGCUUCUAGACAAUCAAGAAGUGUUCAGACUGUGCUUCUCUAUGUUUCUAGAGGUAUUGUGCAAUGUGCUAGUGGAAAAUGUAAUUAGUUGCUCUUUCUAAUAGAGUAAUUGUGUAACCUGAUCACAAUGAGACUCUGCUAUGAAGUGUCAGUUAAGUACUGCCAUGGAUAAAGUCUUUUAAUCGUUA
This is a messenger RNA of Hippocampus zosterae (dwarf seahorse), 3198 nucleotides long. RefSeq names its product phospholipase A2, group XV (gene pla2g15). Gene Ontology annotation, biological process: ceramide metabolic process; phosphatidylcholine metabolic process. The transcript has 7 exons. NCBI's taxonomy places the organism in Eukaryota, Metazoa, Chordata, Actinopteri, Syngnathiformes, Syngnathidae. The record is from RefSeq and is a predicted model, not a curated record. Bases 215 to 1471 code for a protein of 418 amino acids. Gene Ontology annotation, cellular component: lysosome.